CCCACUUCCAUUUGAUUAAGUCCCUCCUCAUUCUUCCUCCGCUCUUCAGCACUGCUCCGGAACCCCUCCGGUCCGCUGCCCUCUCAGCGCGAUCGCUGGGGAUUCUAGCUUUCUCGUCAUUUGCUCCGAUUACUACUAGUGUUUGAUUUCUGGUUGCGGAGAAUGAGCGAUCAUCUCGCUUUGUAUGUGGAUCGAUUAAUUCGGCCGGUGCCCGUUGAUUCGGAGCUCAGCCCGAUUGAGGUUGUUCCUCUCUUGCCGGUCGCAGGGAACUUGGACGGCGAUUCAGUGGGCUUGUCUAAUUCGACGUCCAAUUCCAAUGCUGAUGAGAGGGAAGAAAAGAAUGAGGGUUUGGAUGGAGAGGAUGAUUCAUUGAUUCAGACAGCGGAGUGUCGCAUUUGUCAGGAUGAGGACGUGAUUAAGAAGCUCGAAACCCCAUGCGCCUGUAGUGGAAGUCUUAAGUAUGCUCAUCGGAAGUGUAUACAGCAUUGGUGCAAUGAAAAAGGGGAUAUCAUUUGUGAGAUUUGUCAUCAGCCUUACCAGCCUGAUUAUACAGCUCCACCACCUCCCCCUCGAAUUGAAGAAACGUCUAUUGAUAUUGGGGGACGGUGGACCAUUACUGGCACACCUUUGAGUUUACACGAUCCUCGCCUUUUGGCUUUUGCAGAGACUGAGCGUAAUUUAUUGGAAGUCGAGUAUGAUGAAUAUGCUGCUUCUGAUGCCGGUGGAGCAGCAUUUUGUCGAGCAGCUGCUCUUAUUCUCAUGAUCCUACUUUUCUUGCGCCAUGCAAUGGAAGUCUCAGAUUCUGAAGACGAUGAUUACGUGUCUGCGUUCUUCUCUAUUUUCUUGCUUCGAGCAGCUGGUUUUCUCUUGCCCUGCUACAUUAUGGCUUGUGCAAUCAGCAUCUUGCAACGUCGACAACGAAGACUGGAACGGGAGGCCGUAGUCUUAGGUGCAGCACAAGUUGCUUUUAUGCGCACUUUCAUGAGGACCUCAAAUGACUUCCCACCAGGACACUGUUUAACGUACAUAGUGCGUUGAAUAUCAAGCUAGACGCCUCUGACUUCCCAGAUCCCCUCGUUGAAAGAACAAGGAACAGCAUAUAGAAGAGCAGUUGGAGUCGGAACAAGAACCAAGUAUUGAGUAAACUUUUUGUCACCUAGAAAACUGAUUUAAUGAUAUAUAUGGGCGGUCAAAUAGGCAAAAGAAGGCGAUGGUCGAUAAACUUUCAAGGGGGGAUUUGUUCCAACAGUCAUAAUUCAUGCAUUAAAUGAUAGCUUCAUAAUCAGUCAUGCUUCUUCUUGUUUGUUUGCUCUAGAGCAGGUGCACAAAAGAAGGGCCACACACCAUCAGACAGAUCCAAGAAGUCCAAUUGAUGCAACAAAAGCAGCAUAAGCUCAUUCUUAAGGGUGUUUCCAGGGAGGAUAUGCACAAAAAAAGGGGAAAUCCAUGGCGCCUGAUCCACAUCAAGUCAUCAAUCAACCAAAAGAAGAGGUUCAUUUCAUUUGUUUUGAUUACAAAAGGGAAUAAUAAUAAAAGCUGAUGCAUGAUGAACCUGUUGCCAUUUUUAGUAUCUGUCUUAUUGUUCUUCAUAAUGGUGCAUUCAUUUCCUUUCCUUUCCUCCAUGCAUUUUCUUUGAUUAGCUGGAAUUACACUAAUAGAAAUGAUCAUUUAUGACCAAA
Molecule: messenger RNA, 1679 nt
Organism: Cucurbita maxima (winter squash)
Lineage: Eukaryota; Viridiplantae; Streptophyta; Magnoliopsida; Cucurbitales; Cucurbitaceae
Exons: 9
Coding region: 163-1038 (291 amino acids)
Biological process (GO): protein ubiquitination
Cellular component (GO): membrane
Molecular function (GO): ubiquitin-protein transferase activity; zinc ion binding
Source: RefSeq, a predicted model, not a curated record